Lachancea thermotolerans CBS 6340 is the source of this 3165-nucleotide messenger RNA. RefSeq names its product Sef1p (gene SEF1). Gene Ontology annotation, molecular function: zinc ion binding; transcription cis-regulatory region binding; DNA-binding transcription factor activity, RNA polymerase II-specific. Gene Ontology annotation, biological process: DNA-templated transcription; regulation of DNA-templated transcription. The coding region runs from base 1 to 3165 and encodes 1054 amino acids. NCBI's taxonomy places the organism in Eukaryota, Fungi, Ascomycota, Saccharomycetes, Saccharomycetales, Saccharomycetaceae. Gene Ontology annotation, cellular component: nucleus. The record is from RefSeq and is a predicted model, not a curated record. The transcript has a single exon.
AUGAGCGGUUUACCACAGACAUCGAGGAGGAGCUCGGAGGCGAGCGGGCUGAAGAGAAGGAGCUCAGCCGAAGAGCGCGAUGGUGGAAGCGCGCGGGAGACGAAGCGCAAGAAUGUGAAGAGCGAGGAGCUGCGGCUGCCGAAUCUGACCGCGACAGGGGCCGGGCCACAGGCGGGCGAUAGCGGUUCCAAGAGCGGCGGCGGCAACGGCGGUGGGAGUGGCGGGAGCGAGGACAAGGGCUGCAGCAGCGACAGCAAGGCGGCGGCAGGGUCCACGGGCCAUCGGCCCGUGACGUCGUGCACGCACUGCCGGCAGCACAAGAUCAAGUGCAAUGCCAGCGACAACUUCCCCGCGCCCUGCUCGCGGUGCGAGCGGAUGGGCCUGCGCUGCGAGAUCGACCCGCGGUUCCGGCCCAAGAAGGGCUCCCAGCUGCAGAGCCUGCGGAACGACGUUGACGAGCUCAAGCUGAAGAUCGAGUACCUGACGCACAACGAAAGCCUGAUCGCGCAGGCGCUCCAGCGCACCGCGCUUAGCGGCGCUGGGCAGCACACGCACGCGGGCGGCGAAAACGGCGCGGUGAGUGGCGCGGCGGCCGAAAAGACCGCUGAGAAAGCCGCGGAGACCUCCCAGUCGCCGCAUAGCAAGGUUUCUGUCCAGACAUACCUGGCAAGCGAGCCGCGGCUCCUGAGCAACUCGGUGCACGCUUCCGGGGACUCACCGUCUCCACCGGCGCUGAGGAUCAAGGACUUCCCUAGCGCUCGAGUGUCGCUGGCUACCAAGACUAUCCAGCUCACGGGCGCGAUGCCCACGAGCGCCGCCAACGGCGACGCGCUGCCACCGGUGCUUCAGAUCGCUCUGAAGCGGCAUUCGGCGUCCUACGCUUCCCCGCCCAACGCGCCGUCGUCCCAGGGCAGCCCCUGCCUGACACCGGACAACACGGGCAGCAAGGAAAACUCGUCGAGCAAAACGCCCAUAGUGGCCACCACGAACACAAUCGCGCCCCUUCCCUCGCCACAGGCUAACAUAGACGAGUUUGUGCUCGGGGAAGUCACGAUCUCGAUAGCCAAAGCCAAUGAGCUGCACGCGGUGUUCGUUGACAAGUUCCUGCCGUACUUCCCGAUCAUGUACACGAACAGCGCGACAGAGCUCUACUCUCAGUCGCAGCUGCUUUUUUGGACUGUGAUGCUCACGGCUUGCCUUUCGGAACCGGAACCAACGCUCUACAUACAACUAGCCUCUCUGAUCAAGCAGCUGGCCAUCGAGACCUGCUGGAUACGAACCCCGAGGUCCACGCACAUUUCCCAGGCGUUGCUCAUACUGUGCAACUGGCCCUUGCCCAACCAGAAAGUGCUAGACGACUGUUCCUACAGGUUUGUCGGGCUCGCAAAGUCGCUUUCGUACCAGCUCGGCCUUCACCGGGGCCGCUUCAUGUCCGAAUUCACUAGAACGCAGACGUCAAUGCCGGACGCUGAGAAAUGGAGAACCAGAACGUGGCUCGGAAUCUUUUUCACCGAGCAAUGCUGGGCAAGCAUACUCGGCUUGCCACCCACCUCCCAGAAUGACUACCUAGUUGAAAGGGCGCGGCUUGAAGAAGACGAGGAUGCCGUGCCUCGACGGUUCCGGCAGCUCAUCAUCCUUGCGAACUUCCAAGCGAAGCUUUGCAACAUGAUGGGCUCGAGCGUGAUGUCCCCCGAUGGGCUCACGGAUGCAAGAGAAAGAGCCGGCUGCCUGGCUAUACUGGAAAGAGAGCUCAAGAGGCUCAACACCAAAUUCAGCUUCGAGGAGGACACCGUGGUGGAAAUGUACUACUUGUACGUGAAGCUAAUGAUCUGCUGCUUUGCAUUUCUCCCAGGCACUCCGACCGAGGACCAAAGCAAGUACGUUACGGAAGCCUACUUGUGCGCGACCAAGGUGGUCACACUAUUGACAAAGCUUUUGGAAAGUGCAAACCUAAUCCAAUUACCUAUUUAUGUGAGACAGAGCGUGACAUAUUCCGCGCUCAUACUAUUCAAGCUUCAACUGACACCGCUACUGCUGGACAAGUAUGUUGACUCUGCGAGACAGUCCAUCGUUACUGUGCACAGGCUGUACAGAAACCAACUGACGGCAUGGACCGCGAGUGUGGAGAACGAUAUUUCAAGGACUGCUAGCGUCCUAGAGAAGCUGAACUUCGUGCUGAUAUCGCAGCCGGAGAUAUUUAUUGAAGAAGAAGGGAUCAUAACGCGGAUGCGAUCCCACCUGACAGGGACCCUGUUCUACGACCUAGUUUGGUGCAUUCACGAAGCCAGAAGAAGGCAAAAUGACCCCCACUACCGAGAGGAGCUAUCCAAGCGCUUGGAAAGAAUGGCAGACAGCAAGAACAACAACGACUCUUCAAGCAAGGAAAGAAAACUGUUCCCGUUGCCCUUCUACAAUCAAAUUUCGAAGGAGGAUUUCGAGACAAUCACGCAGACAACCCCUGGCGGUACGACAGUCACAACUUUGAUCCCUACCAAGAAUGCCAUCCAGCAGGCCAAACAGUUGGCAGAGAGACAAGGGGACCAGAUGGGCCCCAUCCGCUACAUUAACGGCAUUCCGAUCUCAGUGCUGGAGGAGACCGGGAGCGUGAAGCUCGACCCAUCGUUGACCGCUCAGGACCAGAAUGCGGUGUCUGCCGCGGACUCCAGAAACGCGACCGCCCCUCCUAAUUCGUUGAAGGCAAGCGUCACAACCGAAGACAUAAUGCCCAAGUCGCCGUUGCUUUUCGAGCAGCCUAUGCAGCGUUCUGCCAGCACUCCAUCAGCAGAGACACCUGGCACUGCUCGCCGCGCAGCCAACGUAUCCUCAUCGAUUGCUACCGGCAACACGGACUCGUUAUUUUCUAUGAACACCUCCGCCCCACUGGCCGCUUCCCUAGCCAAAGCGAUUCCCUUGGAAGCUGUCGCGGGAUCGCCACCGCUGCACACAAAUUCAUACUCAAGUCUGAACAUGUUCUUGGCGGGAGACGGUUCCGAAAAGAACGAGAGCGCAGCCGCAGCUCUCAUGCAGCCUCAGCAAUCCCAGAAUCAGCAAGCCUCCGAUCUGGACAAUUUUUUCCAGCAACAAAGUGCAGGAUGGAUCGAGGGAAAUUCGAGCAACGACGACUUUCUGGGUUGGUUCGAUAUCAACAUGGCGCCCGAAUUUUGA